Messenger RNA from Meleagris gallopavo (turkey), 537 nucleotides. NCBI's taxonomy places the organism in Eukaryota, Metazoa, Chordata, Aves, Galliformes, Phasianidae. The record is from RefSeq and is a predicted model, not a curated record.
UCUCUCACAUUUUGCUCUCCAUUGCAGUGGAAGAUCGAUGACAAACCAGUGAAGAUUGACAAAUGGGAUGGCUCAGCUGUGAAAAAUUCUUUGGAUGACUCUGCCAAAAAGGUCCUCCUGGAGAAGUACAAAUAUGUGGAAAACUUCCGCCUGAUCGAUGGGCGCCUCAUCAUCUGCACCAUCUCGUGUCUCUUCGCCAUCGUCGCUUUGAUCUGGGAUUACCUGCACCCUUUCCCUGAAUCCAAACCUGUCCUCGCCUUCUGUGUCGUCUCGUAUUUUGUGAUGAUGGGAAUCCUGACCAUCUAUACCUCCUACAAAGAGAAGAGCAUCUUCCUGGUGGCUCACAGGAAGGACCCAGCUGGGAUGGACCCUGAUGACGUGUGGCAGCUCUCCUCCAGCCUCAAACGGUACCAUGAGCACCGCCUGUGGUUAUCACAGGGCAGGAAAGCUGGGUUUUGGUCAAAUUCCACCAAAAUGAGGGAAAAGGAGUGGUGUUUUUUGUGCAGAUCCCACACUCAUUGACUCUGUAGGAUGCAA